UUGUUUUAUCACUCCUCAGUCCAUAAGCAACGUGACCACCUCAUUAUACCAAGUCAGCAAUCUAAUUUUUUCGUUUUACAUCAUUAGUAGGUAGUUCUAAAAUUGAGUCUAAGCGAAAAAAUAGGACUACUGGAUCAGUUUAAUAAUUUUUUGUCGCCCUACAUGAUUCAGAUUCUAAACUCUCACCAAACAUUUUUGCCGAAACUUUUCACACAAAGUUUGGAAAACGUGAUUUCAGAAAUCAUUCCUUUCAAUAAACGGGCAAUAAUAGGGUAACAUUGUCGUUUUCCGUCUUUUUAACGUUAUCACGUUUUCAAAUGCUAAACAUUUUAAAUAAUUUUUAACGUUCAUAUAAGCUUUUAAGCACUAGAAUUAAGCAUAUAUAGAUGCCUAUUUUUUGGAUCUUUAUGAUUUUAUUCAAGAAUUUAGGUCUAUUUGUCAUUAAUGUGACACUUUGCGCAGUUUAGUACGAAGUUGGUGUGAAUAAACUACAAAGUAUGAACCUGUACAGGUAGUUCAGAGUAAAAUGAUAUAUUCCAGGUUUUGUGCAGUGAUGAAGCUAAAAACCAAAAUAAGAUUGAUAUUGACUUUAUGUCUAGUGAUGGUCUUAUCUCUUCUUUUGUAUUUUCAUCUUCAUCAAACAGAAUUUCAGCUAUCAGAAGAAAAUACAAUAGCCAGGCAACAAAUACAGAUUAGCAGAGGAAAUAGAGAAGCAAUUAUUAAACAACAGAGCUUGAAUCUAGCACGUGAAGUUAGUAAUAGCAAUACUAAUGACUUGCAUAGUGUCAAAUUCAAAUAUAAUGCUUCUCUGCCUCGAAUAGUAACUUUAAUAGGUCUAAAAGUAAGUGCCAAAUUGCGUCAACUCAAUACCACAAGAAUUUCUAACAGUCAAAUCAAAACUCGAAUUCAAGUGUUAAAAAGACUGGUCAAUGAUUUGAAUUCUCAAAUAGAGAUGACCAACUCUCCAUGGCACAUUGCUGCUAAUUGGGUAACUCCACGAAGUAUACAUCCAGAGGAAGCACCGCAGAUAGGAACUGUUUUGGCUGCAAUGACAUUUAAAAAGAUACUGUUUGCUGAUGUAACUUCCAAAGGCACUCAACUAAAAAUGGUAUUUGACUUAGAAGGUGGACAAAAGGUUAUCUUUAAGCCAAUGAGGUUCAAGAGAGAUUUUAUUGUUGAUGGGCCACCUUAUGCAGGUGCUGACAGACACAAUGGUGAAAUAGCAUCAUUUCACCUAAACAGACUUUUAGGUUUUAGAAGAAGCCCUCUAGUAGUUGGAAGAAAAGUUAAUCUUCGAACUGAAGUAAUGACAACAGCAAGUAAAUCAUUGUUGGAAACAUUUUUUAAGAAAGAUAACAAUACAUGUUUCUAUGGUAAGUGUUUCUACUGUAAACGUACUGAUCCAGCUUGUGGUGAAGGAGAUGUCCUUGAAGGAGCUGUUGUUUUAUGGCUUCCAGAGACUUUUGUGCUCAAGAAAUAUCGUAGUCCAUGGCAGCGAACAUACAAAAAAAAUGUUCCAGCCAGAUGGGAAGUGGACCCUAGUUUCUGUGCUCAAGUUCAAAAAUUAUCAUUGUAUCAGUCUGGAUCUCGACUUCUUGAUCUUAUAGAUGCAUCAGUUUUUGAUUAUUUAAUUGGUAAUGCAGACCGACAUCAUUAUGAAGUUUUUGAAGAUAUCAAGGACAGCAUGGUUCUUCUUCUUGAUAAUGGAAAAAGCUUUGGAAACCCUUAUUGGGAUGAACUGACAAUUUUGGCCCCAUUAUAUCAGUGUUGCAGACUGAGGAAGACAACUUAUGAUAGGCUGUUGUUGUUCAUGGGUUCACUAACGGAAUCCAUGAGAACUCUGUUAAUGGCAGAUCCCCUUGCCCCCAUUUUAGCUGACUCUCAUCUUGAAGCCUUUGAUCGUCGUUUAAAUACCAUCAUAUCUGUCAUAGAUGUUUGUGUGGAAGAACAUGGCUACAAGAAUUUCCUUAUAGAAAACGGAUAAUUAUAAUAUGUAACAUUUAUCUAAUAUUUCAAGAUUAUUUUAUGCUAGUCACAAGAAGUUUAAAUUGAAAUUGCUUGUGAUACUGAGAUUUUUUUUAAGAGCUUCUUUUUUAAUAUGUUUUACAUAUGAAAAAUAUGUUAUCUACAUACAUAGCAUAAUUAGAGCCCCCUUUUUGUUGUUAUUUAAACCAUACCUCAUGUAGGUUACUUUAAAUGUUAUGUGACUUUUUUGGUAAAGUCCAUUAAUUGAGAAAGAGAAAAAAUGGUAAAAUGAAAACCUGAAGAAUGAAUUAACUGCUUUAUAAGUUUUUAUAUUUAGUUAUUAAAAACCUUUAUGACAAUAAAUAAGAAUUAGUAUCUGUCA
Molecule: messenger RNA, 2347 nt
Organism: Limulus polyphemus (Atlantic horseshoe crab)
Lineage: Eukaryota; Metazoa; Arthropoda; Merostomata; Xiphosura; Limulidae
Product: glycosaminoglycan xylosylkinase-like
Exons: 10
Coding region: 527-1984 (485 amino acids)
Biological process (GO): protein phosphorylation
Cellular component (GO): Golgi apparatus
Molecular function (GO): phosphotransferase activity, alcohol group as acceptor
Source: RefSeq, a predicted model, not a curated record